This is a messenger RNA of Ailuropoda melanoleuca (giant panda), 948 nucleotides long. RefSeq names its product olfactory receptor 2L13. NCBI's taxonomy places the organism in Eukaryota, Metazoa, Chordata, Mammalia, Carnivora, Ursidae. Gene Ontology annotation, cellular component: membrane. The record is from RefSeq and is a predicted model, not a curated record. Gene Ontology annotation, molecular function: G protein-coupled receptor activity; olfactory receptor activity. Gene Ontology annotation, biological process: G protein-coupled receptor signaling pathway.
AUGGAGACAUGGAAUCAAACUUCGGAUGACUUCAUUUUGUUGGGGUUGUUUCCCUCAAAUCAAACCGGCCUGCUUCUCCUGUUCCUUAUCAUCUUCAUAUUCUUUCUUGCCUCAGUGGGGAACUCAGCCAUGAUUCACCUCAUACGCUUAGAUCCCCGGCUCCACACACCAAUGUACUUUCUCCUCAGCCAGCUCUCUCUCAUGGACCUAAUGUAUAUCUCAACCACCGUCCCAAAGAUGGCAUUCAACUUCCUGUCUGGCCAGAAAUGUAUCUCCUUCCUGGGAUGUGGGGUUCAAAGCUUCUAUUUCUGACCNUUCCUAACCAUGGCAUGUUCUGAAGGUUUACUCCUGUCGUCCAUGGCCUUUGACCGUUAUGUGGCCAUCUGCCACCCCCUCCAUUAUCCCAUCCGCAUGAGUAAAAUGGUGUGCGUGAAAAUGAUCAUAGGAUCUUGGAUUUUGGGGUCUAUCAACUCUUUGGCACACACGGUCUAUGCCCUCCAUCUCCCUUACUGCCGGUCCAGGGCUAUAAAUCACUUCUUUUGUGAUGUACCAGCCAUGUUGCCUUUGGCCUGUAUAGACACCUGGGUCUAUGAGUACAUGGUUUUUGUGAGUACAAGUCUCUUUCUCCUCUUUCCUUUCCUUGGUAUUACCACUUCCUAUGGACGUGUUCUUUUUGCUGUUUGCCACAUGCACUCAAAAGAGGGAAGAAAAAAGGCCUUUACCACCUGUUCAACACAUUUAACUGUAGUGACCUUUUACUAUGCACCUUUUGUCUACACCUACCUUCGGCCCAGGAAUCUCCGUUCACCAGCAGAAGAUAAGAUUCUGGCUGUCUUCUACACCAUUCUCACUCCCAUGCUCAAUCCCAUUAUCUACAGCCUGAGGAAUAAGGAAGUCCUGGGGGCCAUGACAAGAGAGUUUGGGAUAUUCUUUGCCAAGAAACAAUAA